ACACACUCUCUCUCUUUCUCUCUCACACACACACACACACUCUAUUUCUCUCUCACACACACAAAACACACUGCGGGGAGAUUUAAACAUCGUCACAGCUUCUGGAGCACUGCAGGAGCUGUGUGUGUGUGUGUGUGUGUGUGUGUGUGUGUGUGUGUGUGUGUGUGUGUGUGUGUGUGUGAAACGCGACCAUGAGAAAGAAAGAACGGAAUUUAUAUUUCUGAUCCUGAAGACAACAUGAGGAACCAGGAACACACCUGCACGCAAAGUUCAUCCAGACACUGAUGAUGCUUGAGGAAUCUGCUCUCUAUGCAAAUGAUUGGAGAUCUUUCUCCACACGUGGGAUUGAGGAACUUCACUUCGUCACCAGCUCCAUGGAUGUGUGGGUUAUUUCUCACACCUCCCACAUCUGAGCUCUGGAACAGAAGCGAGAAGAGAAGGCGUUCCUGAGGUUCCUUCUAAAUGCUAUGAACAUGAAUAAGUUCUGAUCAUCAACGCAGUCAUGGAGUAGAACAUGGUGCACUUCAUUACAGGGUUCCUCUGAUGUUCCUCUUUUAGAAAUAAGUGUUUGUUUAUUUGUUAAUAAGCAGAAGAUCAGUGGUGUGACUCCCAGAUGGAGGUUCAGGUGCUGGUGUGGAUGUUUGCCCUGCUGUGUUUGGAGUGUGUGUGGACGGAGGACAGGCUCCCUCCUUCAGAUAGACACGCCGUGUACUGGAACAGCUCCAAUACCAGGUUCUGGCACGGAGAAUACACCGUCGCUGUCAACAUCAAUGACUACCUGGACGUGUAUUGUCCAUACUACGAGGACCCACAGCCGUCCAGCCGGAUGGAGCGCUACAUCCUGUUUAUGGUCAACCACGAAGGCUACGCCACCUGCGAACAUCGCAUGAGGGGUUUUAAACGCUGGGAGUGCAACAGGCCGCAGAACGUUGACGGGCCGCUGCGCUUCUCUGAAAAGUUUCAGCUUUUCACGCCAUUCUCACUCGGCUUCGAGUUUCGGCCCGGACACGAGUACUACUACAUCUCGUCUCCUCACCCCAAUCAUGCUGGAAAACCCUGUCUGAAGCUGAAGGUUUAUGUCAAACCAGCAGACGGCUCAGCGUUCGAGUCUCCAGAGCCGUUCCUGAUUGAUGGAGGUCGCAGUAACGAGCUUCACCUGCUCUCCGUGGCUGUGGUGAUGAUGAUGGUGAUGGUGUGAAUGUAGCACUUGAACUUUUAUUCCCUCCUUUUUACCCCUCAGGGAAGCCUUUUUGCCCUUCAUCUGCCCCACGUGUGCUGAUGAGCACUAAAGCUAAAACACUGGACAGAGCGAUGUGGUCUGAGCCUGACAAACAUCACAGAUUAUUAUUAUUAUUAUUAUUAUUAGGAUUGUUAUUGUUAUUGUUAUUAUUAUUAUUAUUUGGGUCAGAGUUUUGCUUUGAUGCAUGGACACUAAACACAAAAAUGUGGCUUUUUUUUCUUUGCUUUAUUCAUUACAUCUGAGGACGAGUUCCUUGCAGAAGAUGUUUCCUGAAAUCUCACGUCGCCUCUGAGUGUCCUUUUCUUUCUGACUGAUGACACUAAAAGACUUCCUGAGGAUUCAUUUUAAAGAUUUGAGAACCAGCACCUAUAAAAACCUAGUUAAUGUGCAUGUAAAACACUGUGAGAUAAAAAAAUAAAAUAAAAUAAUAAUUCUUACAAUAUUAA
Molecule: messenger RNA, 1686 nt
Organism: Silurus meridionalis
Lineage: Eukaryota; Metazoa; Chordata; Actinopteri; Siluriformes; Siluridae
Gene: efna2a
Product: ephrin-A2a
Exons: 4
Coding region: 614-1198 (194 amino acids)
Biological process (GO): axon guidance; osteoclast differentiation; ephrin receptor signaling pathway
Cellular component (GO): plasma membrane
Molecular function (GO): ephrin receptor binding
Source: RefSeq, a predicted model, not a curated record